Molecule: messenger RNA, 2329 nt
Organism: Schistocerca cancellata (South American locust)
Lineage: Eukaryota; Metazoa; Arthropoda; Insecta; Orthoptera; Acrididae
Product: queuine tRNA-ribosyltransferase accessory subunit 2
Exons: 9
Coding region: 174-1517 (447 amino acids)
Molecular function (GO): tRNA-guanosine(34) queuine transglycosylase activity
Source: RefSeq, a predicted model, not a curated record
AAUGGUGUGUUGUUUUGAUGCCAAGAGUGGGGGUAGGUUUAGAAGCAGUAGCGGGACGUGCGUAUUGCGAAAUUGACAAAUGUGAAAUAAGCAAGUGAUAACGGUAUCGUCGUGGGUUUUACUUUGGUAGUGGCGCCUCCUGUCUCAGAACAGAGAUUUGUAUCACAACAAAAAUGAAAUUCUGUUUACAAAACGCUACAAAGUGCGGAAGACUUGGAAUUAUUACGGAGAUUUCACGUUUGCCGGAGAUGGCGCUAGAGACACCUCUCCUGCUCUUGUAUACGAAGGGUGGGUCUGUGCCUCAUCUUACACAUGAAGUCCUGGAGAUGGUUUCUCAUGAGAAGCAUCCUCUGUGUGUUAGCCUACCAACAACUAUUCACAUGCAUUCACCAGUUGCUGAGAUAAAGAAGGGCCUAGCCUCAUUCAUUGGCAUGAAGGACUACAUGAUCUACUGUGGUGUUCAGGACCCAGCAGUAGUCAGUCCCUCAGGAUACAAUGAGAAGGGAGCAGUCUCUGUGUGGUCCAGAAGUGGUAAUCAUUCCCUGACACCGGAUAUGUACAUGGAUCUGAUUGAAGCCUUCCAGCCUGACAUGUACCAAGCACUCUGUGAUGGUGAUACGGAUAUCCAUAGCAGCAAAAAACGUACGCGGAAAUGUGUUGAUCGCACAUCAGAGUUUCUUAAACACUGUGUUCGGAGGCAUAAGGCAUCAAAGACAUUACAAAGCAGUAGCCUCUUCGCAGUAAUUGAAGGAGGAUACAGCGUACAUGCAAGACAAGAAUCAGCCAGAGCUGCAGCUCAGCAUCCUGUAUCUGGCUUUGUUAUUGAUGGCCUACAUACCAAUGGACCAGAUGUGGAGAAAAUUACAUUCUCUAGCAUCAGAGAAGUGAUCCAGGAGACUGUGAAGUUACUUCCAGAAGACAAGCCCCGUAUUACUCAUGGUUGUUGGAAUCCAGAUAUGGUUCUUAAACUGGUAGAGUCUGGAAUUGAUGUAUUUGACAGCUCAUACCCGUUUAUCGUGUCAGAGAGAGGAUCAGCUUUAGUGUUCUGCAACUCAUUGGAUUAUGAGCACACCAAACAGCACAGUCCUGAUUCACCUAUAAAGGAAGAGGAAACUAACAAAAUUAUUAAUAUUGAUAGUCACAAGCAAGCAGUAAAAUCAGACAAGGGUGAAAACUGUAAAAAUCUGAACUCUGAUUCAGAAGCCAUCGUACAUUCCUCAACCGCAGGUGCAAAUGGUGUACAUGACAGUAAUGACACUGUGUAUGAAAUAUCUUUGAAGGAUGAUAGGUUUCGUGAAGAUUUCGAGCCUGUGGUAGCAUCGUGUCAGUGCCUUUGCUGCAAAAAGCACACAAGAGCCUACAUACAUCAUCUGUUAAUGACCAAUGAGCUGCUUGCACCAGUACUGUUAUCAGUGCACAAUAUGCACCACUAUUUGGCGUUUUUCAGAAGCAUAAGAACUGCAGUUACAAAAGGAGACCUUGAAUUGCUAAGAAAUAACAUAAAAUUAAAAAUGUAAACCGGCAUUUCCAUGAAGUAACUGUUCCUAUUUUUUUACGUUAUAAAAAAUGACACCAAAUUUGUACAAUAAUUUUAGUACAUCACUCUUUUCGUAAGUUGUAACUAUGUUAUAAUGAAACAUCACAUUUUUAUGUUCCCCUGCUUUAAAUUAUUGUAUUACACUUACUUAACAGUGGUCAUGGUGGUCUAAGGGAUUAGACACUUUGGCCCUGGAGUUCUCGGAUUCGAUUACAGGUAGGAGCGGGGAUUUUUCCUCAUUCUAGUCCUUCCAGGAUAGACCCAGGUCCACCAAGUCUGCUAUCAAAUGAGUACUGGGGUUCUUUCUUGGGGGUAAAAGGAGGCCAAGGCAUUGAGCCUGGAGCCCUUCCCCUCCUAGUGCUGUGGCGGAGGCAGUCUGCAUUCUGUCUGCAGUUAGGCCAGUAGCUGGGUGAUGGGCAUGUACCACAGACUUGAUCUGUACUAUACUUAAUUGCAAACAUUCCUAUGUAAUUACAAUAAUGUAAGAUUGGUUGCAUCUAAAAUGUUUCAGCACUUGUACACCAUUUUAUUAAAACAAUUUUGUACUUAAGCACUGACCAUGAAGUUAUAAGCUGAAGAAUGAUUGCAACCGAAUAUUGAUGUUGUGGUUUAUGCACAGUUCACGAGUUAGGUAUUCAUGUGAUUUGAAAGUAACAGUAUUAAAAGCACUAGAAAUGUAUGAGACAUUUGUGUGGUGAAUAUGGGCCUGUUCUCUCCACUGAUGUGAAGACAAAGUUAUACCUAUUAUAAUGAAAUUGUAAUAUCACCAAAAUACAAACCAUUAAAAAAUAA